AAUCGUGUUUAUAAGCAUUGUACUGAAUUCACCAGCACCAGCCGUGUGCCCUGUGUUGAUUCUACAUUCCUUGAUGAGCCCAAUGGUCUCAUAAAAUUCAAAGUGUGUACCAAUUGUGAUCCAGGUUAGAAUGGUCCUUUGUGUCUGCACCCGUGGAGGCUAUUGAGGGGAGGACUGCUCAUAAUAAUGGCCGGAAUGGAGCAAAUGGAAUGGCAUCAAACACCUGGAAACCAUGUGUUGGAUGUAUUUGAUACCAUUCCACUGAUUUUGCUCCAGUCAUUACCACGAGCCUGUUCUCCCCAAUUAAGGUGGCACCCACCUCCUGUGGUCUGCACUGAAAUCCUGACACAGACACUGAUAUGUUAGUCUCUGCUGUUAUGCUAUGAGAAUAUGUCAGUUGUAUCUGCAUCAGAUAAUACAUGCCAUUUCUUCUCCAAAGGUUUGGGUUUGAAGGUAAAGCAGCCAUGUACACCUUCAUCAAACACUGUCUGUUGGACACUGGAGGGGUUCUACUGUCUAGACCCAACUAAGGAUGGUUGUAGAGCAGCCCAGAGACACAGCAGCUGUAAACCUGGUCAAUACAUCAGCCACACA
Messenger RNA from Coregonus sp. 'balchen', 594 nucleotides. The record is from the annotation of a GenBank genome assembly. NCBI's taxonomy places the organism in Eukaryota, Metazoa, Chordata, Actinopteri, Salmoniformes, Salmonidae.